AGCGUUUCGGGCCGUGGGCUCGUGGUAUCUGGUUUGCGGUUCUCUGCUUUCUCUCUCAGUGAUGGACGAGAUUUCCGAAUUCGAUCUCCUCGUCGCGAACCAGCACCGCGAACUCAUGGCCGCUAGCGCCGCCGAAUCCGAUCUUGACCUUGCCUUCCGUCUGCAAAUGGAGGAAGCCCUCGCCGCGUCUGCCUCCGCCUCCCUCUCUCCUCCCUCUUGCUCCUCUUUUCCCGACGCCGCCGCUGGCCCCUCUUCUUCCGCCGCUGCUUCCAUCAAAGCCGACGUUUCCCAUGCCCUCGAACUCCAAUCCCUCGAGCUCGACCAUUACCAACUAGAACGCCGUGACUCCGAGCUUUGCGGCGCCGAACUGCGUCGCGUGGCCGAGGACCUUCGCUGCCGCGCACACGACGAGCGAUUCGCUCGCGAGAUCCAAGAUAUGCCAGAUGAGGAUUGGGAUGAAUAUGGGGACAACUUUGAGCGCCCGAUUGAGCUCCUUAGCGACCUAGAGGAGAUGCCCUUUCGGCUCUACUUCAAGGGUAUGGCCAGGGCAGAGCUCGUGCACGGCGCGUCGGUGCAACUCGCCGGGAUUGGCGUGGCAAUCUGCGAUCCGAGGGGUGAUUUAUUACUGAAGAUCCAGAAGCCGGUGCCUGCGGAGGGUGCAAAUCGUGAGGCGCUUGAUGCGAAGGCCCUGCUAGAAGGGCUCAAUGCAAUUGUUGUGUUGGGGAUUAAGAAUGUGAACAUCUAUUUUGAAUUCCGGCCUCUUCUUAAUCACGUUAUAGGGAAAUGGAGAGCAAAGCAACAGAAAAUUGUUAAUUUAGUUAAUCAGGUGCAACUACUGCGAAGAAAGCUUGAUAGAUGUCAAAUGUUCCUGCUGCCAAGGGGGCAUGUCAAAUUUGUUUUUAAGCUGGUCAGGGAUGUGAUAGAUUCUCAAAUCACAAAAGGUGGCGAUUUGAUUAAGGCAAAAACAAAUAAUAAUCUGAUGGAAACAUGCAAUAUCUGCCUAGAAAUCACGGACUGUUCUCAAAUUUUUAGUAUUGUUGGUUGUGGACAUAGAUUCUGCUUUUCCUGUAUGCGGCAGCACGUGGAAGUUAAGUUACUGCAUGGAAUGCUCCCUAAUUGCCCCCAUUUGGGCUGCAAUAUUAAGCUGGAAGUUGAAAGUUCCGGCAAAUUCUUAACUCCUCGGCUACUUGCGAUCAUGUGCCAACGAAUUAAGGAAGAAUCAAUUCCUCCAAAUGAGAAAAUUUAUUGUCCUUAUCCAAGGUGCUCAGCUCUAAUGUCAACGAGUGAAGCAAUCUCCCCACUGCUCUAUGCCUCUGUAGCUGACAACGCUGGACUUAGAAAAUGUAUUAAAUGCAGUGGAUUAUUUUGUAUUAAUUGUAAAGUCCCGUGGCAUGAGAGAAUGUCAUGUUCUGAUUAUAAGAGAUCAAAUCCGCACCAACGUCCUGAGGAUCUCAGACUACAUUCACUUGCAAAACAAAAGUUGUGGCGCCAAUGUGUGAAGUGUAAACAUAUGAUUGAACUGUCUGAAGGAUGCUUUCAUAUGACUUGCAGGUGUGGAUACGAGUUUUGCUAUACAUGUGGUGCUGAAUGGAAAGACAAGAAGGCAACUUGUUCUUGUCCACUGUGGGAUGAACAAUACAUUUGGUAUGAUGAUUCAGAAGAAGAAGAGUCAGAAGAUGAUUACUAUGAUGAUGAUGAUGACUUUUAUGAUGAUGAUGAUGAUGAUGAAUAUGAUGAUGCUUUUUAAGAUCAAGGCUUCCAUCAUCAUGAUUUCUGAACUCUCAACGUUGGCAUUUAAAGAUGAGGUUGAUCAAAUUCCAUACUUUUGUAUUGUCUGAACUCUAAGUCUUCGAAGCUUUUUCUUGUCUUUAAACCUUUUGUAAAUUUAGUCUGGACUGUUCGGCCUUUGAACCCGCUACAAUGUCUAACAAUACUAUGGGUCGGGCGAUUUUUCUUUCACCACAGCGACAUCCUCAUUCCUGAAUGCUCAAGUAUUGUGUUAUCGUCUUGUUUUUGGGUUA
Molecule: messenger RNA, 2021 nt
Organism: Dendrobium catenatum
Lineage: Eukaryota; Viridiplantae; Streptophyta; Magnoliopsida; Asparagales; Orchidaceae
Exons: 3
Coding region: 62-1747 (561 amino acids)
Biological process (GO): protein polyubiquitination; positive regulation of proteasomal ubiquitin-dependent protein catabolic process; ubiquitin-dependent protein catabolic process
Cellular component (GO): cytoplasm; ubiquitin ligase complex
Molecular function (GO): nucleic acid binding; zinc ion binding; ubiquitin protein ligase activity
Source: RefSeq, a predicted model, not a curated record